AUGCCACAGCCACCCUUUGCUCCGGCUGUGGGCUCUCCAUCAAGUAAUGGCUUCACCUUCGACGACUCUCCUGUGCAAAGCAGCACUGCAUCUACGAGUGGAAAAUCGUCGCACAGUACGAAGAGCGCCUUCCUCGAGGAAAUCAAACACGAGAUCAUGGUCAGCCAUCUUUACCAACAACAAUGCUCGCACCUUUGGGUCAGCGAUGGAUGCGGAGACAGUGAAGGAGUCUUGCUCAGGAGAUCAAGAGGUCAAUACCUGGCGUGUCCACAGGCACUGCUCGAUUCCCACUUUGCAGAAGCUUGUAGAUUGCUCAAUGUCGCCAUGACUGUCAACUCAAGAGUCAUAAAAACAUUUUUCGCCUGGACACCGGAUGCUACUGACGUACCUUUGAUGAAUGGGCUCCGAAUACAGAUUCUGCAGACUAUUCAUGAUCUGCCCCGUGCCCGAAAGUAUCAGUUUGCGGCAUACGUGGCCUCGGAGUCACUCCUCGUGGUGUGGGACGAUGACCCGUCCAAUCUCUUAAAACGGGCGACCACUAUUGAAUCUCAGCUUAUGGAACUUGUCUGGGGUAUUGGCGAGGCCAACGAAGACGAGGCUGUAAUUCAUGAAAAGCACGGUAGUGCCCAGGUCUCCCUUGACUCAGAAUCCAGGGAGCCCAUUCCAGAAUGCCGGGCCACCAAUCUCAUGAACACCAUCCUCGUCGCCUUCACACUGAUCAUUGUUGUCGUUUUACUUGGACUCGCAUGUCGGUCUUUGGCGAUCGAGAUUGCUGUCGACCAUUCGUACCUCCGUCUUGCCUUUCUGUCUCUGGUCCCAGUCCAAGUCUUUUUUACGUUGUUCUUCGCGCAAGUCAUAGUUGGUUGCGUGGCUCAAUGCAUCGGUCCCGUCCGUCAAAUGCAGCUCAACUCGAAAUACUUCUCUGCCAGGCGUUCACCUCGGCUUCGCACCGAGUCACUCCCACACAUUACAGUCCAGUGUCCUGUGUACAAAGAAGGCCUUUUAUCCGUAAUUGUACCGACUGUUAAGUCCAUCAAGCAAGCCAUAUCGACCUACGAACUCCAAGGUGGCACUGCGAACAUGCUCAUCAACGACGACGGGCUCCAACUCAUAUCCGAGGAUGAACGAAAAGCCCGAAUGGAGUUCUACCAGGAUCACAACAUAGGUUGGACUGCCCGACCCAAGCACGGGAGCGAGGGUUUCGUGCGCAAGGGCAAGUUUAAAAAGGCAAGCAACAUGAAUUACGGGCUAAUGCUUUCAUGCAAAGUUGAAGAAAAGCUCCUGGAGUAUCACCGUCCAAGCACUUGGACCUCGAAUGAUGAGAACCACGCAUAUGACGAGAGCCUGGCACAGGUCAUCGCCGAGACUCCCCGUGCAUGGGCGGAUGGCAACAUUCGCGUUGGCGACUACAUUCUCCUGAUUGACAGCGACACGCGUGUCCCUGCGGACUGCCUCCUCGACGCAGUAAGUGAGAUGGAACAAUCUCCCAAUGUCGGCAUCAUGCAAUUCGCCUCAGGCGUCAUGCAAGUGGUGCACACGUUUUUCGAGAAUGGAAUCACGUUUUUCACCAACCUGAUUUAUACGGCAAUCGAAUAUACCGUUGCGAAUGGGGACGUGGCGCCUUUUGUCGGUCACAACGCGAUCCUCCGCUGGAGCGCCAUUCAGCAAGUUAGUUAUACCGAUGAGGACGGAUACGAGAAGUUCUGGUCAGAGUCGCACGUCUCCGAGGACUUCGAUAUGUCCCUACGCCUCCAGUGUGACGGUUACAUUAUCCGCCUCGCAUCCUGGGCACACGGCGGGUUCAAGGAAGGCGUGAGCCUGACUGUGUACGACGAGCUCGCCCGCUGGGAAAAGUACGCGUAUGGAUGCAACGAGUUGCUCUUCCACCCCAUCCGGCAAUGGAUAUAUCGUGGUCCGUUUACGGGACUGUUUCGUCGCUUCUUGUUAAGCAAUAUUCGCUUCACCAGCAAAAUCACCAUCAUCAGUUACAUCGGGACAUAUUAUGCCAUCGGUGCCGCGUGGAUCAUGACGUUGGCGAAUUAUUUCGCCAUAGGCUGGUUCAACGGCUACCUUGACAAGUACUACAUUGACAGCUGGAAGGUGUGGUUCAGCAUUGUGAUUGUCUUCAACGGACUGGGGAAUAUCGCGUUGGCAAUCAUGCGGUAUCGGAUUGGCCAGGCCAGUUUCCUCGGAGCGCUCGCAGAGAACUUCAAGUGGAUCCUGAUGCUGAGCGUGUUCUUGGGCGGAUUGAGUCUCCACGUGAGCCAGGCCCUGUUGGCGCACAUGUUUGAGGUGGAUAUGACAUGGGGUGCCACGAGCAAAGAGGCCGAGUUCAGCAACUUUUUCAUCGAGGUGCCCAAGGUGGUGAGCAAGUUCAAGUUCAGCAUCGCCUUUGCGAUCGUGGCCAUCAUUGGCAUGGUCUGGCUUGCUUGCAAUCCAGGUGGACUGUUACCCUACGAUUGGGUCAUUGGGGACUUGAUCGCAAUCCUGCCGAUGAGCACUGUUGCUGCGAGUCAUUUGUUGCUGCCAAUUGUCUUGAAUCCGGCUCUGAUGACGUUCUCGUGGUGA
Molecule: messenger RNA, 2568 nt
Organism: Exophiala spinifera
Lineage: Eukaryota; Fungi; Ascomycota; Eurotiomycetes; Chaetothyriales; Herpotrichiellaceae
Exons: 3
Coding region: 1-2568 (855 amino acids)
Source: RefSeq, a predicted model, not a curated record